Messenger RNA from Eucalyptus grandis, 1046 nucleotides. Its product is annotated as thiosulfate sulfurtransferase 16, chloroplastic. NCBI's taxonomy places the organism in Eukaryota, Viridiplantae, Streptophyta, Magnoliopsida, Myrtales, Myrtaceae. The transcript has 6 exons. The record is from RefSeq and is a predicted model, not a curated record. The coding region runs from base 234 to 743 and encodes 169 amino acids.
UCAUGGUGGCGUAACGAAUUCAGAGUGAUACUAGGGAUGACAAAUCCUGAUUGGUUUCUUCACUCAACAGGUGAGAAGGUCUGAGAAGAGUCAGUCGGCGGAGAAGCGCAUCGUCUGCAUGACUUGGACUUGCACGCGAGCAUAAAUAUAUAUUCCUGGCGAGACAGAGACACCAGGAACGUGAAAAUCAAUAAGCAAGAAGAUCUGGAACUUUGCCGUCGUCGUGUUCAUUCAUGGCUUUGGCUGUGGCUAUGGCUAUGGCUUCCACCGUUCCCGCUUCUCGCCUAGCUCGUUCCGUGCUCCCUCUUCUUCCCCCUCAUUACCUGAGCUUCAGGUGGUUGGACAAUACCGCGAGAAAUGCUGAAUCUGCGGUAGCGGAGUCGCAAUCGGUGACGGUCAAUGUCGCGCAUGACCUCCUUAGGAAGGGACACCGAUACCUGGACGUCAGGACAUGUGAUGAAUUUAAGGCUGGACAUCCACCAGGAGCAUUGAAUAUCCCAUACAUGUUCAGAACUGGUGCAGAAAUGUCGAAGAACCCACAAUUCUUGGAUGAAGUAUCAGCGCACUUUGCCAAAGAUGACGCGUUCGUUGUGGGGUGUAAGAGUGGAAGGAGGUCUCUCAUGGCUGUAACCGAUCUUCAAUCUGCUGGUUUUGGCCGAGUUGCAAACGUCGCAGGUGGGUACUCUGCCUGGACAGAGAAGGGGCUUCCUACUUCAGAGCAAGGUCAUGGCGAAGCUCCUUAAGCAUCAGACUAAUCCCGCACCGAGUGAUUCUUCUACACCCCCCCCAACAAAAAAAAAACCAAAGUCUUAAUUAUUUCACUGUUCCUUUAGCAGUCUUGGUGCUGGAUUGAAGCAACAUUGCUCAACAGCCAGGAUGAAAAGCACCCAAAUGCAGAAGUUCCCUUUUUUCUGUUUUAGUUGCCUCCGAACUUGUUCACCUUUGUGGAACUUUGACAUGCUCAAAUUUUGCAUGCGCAAAUCCAUAUUGCUUAGUGAUGCUACCGUAUCAACUUCUAUUAGCAAAACAAGAUACCGAUUUCAAGC